UCCCUCGACCCCGCCAGGAUGAGAUCUCGCCAGGCAGUCCCUAUUGAAGGCAAUUGAUCGCUUCUCCGGAACCAUGGUCGAAGAACAUGGCGCUUCGGAGCAGCUUGGAGGCAGUGUGGAAUUCUGCACAAUGGGCAUGUUCAUCCUUGACGAUAUAGAUUUCGACGGGACGAGGCCCAAUGUAAAAAAUGUGCUUGGAGGUGCAGCGUCUUUUGCCGUCGUUGGCGCUCGUCUGGUGGCGGGACAGGCGCAUUCGCAGGCUGUGAGCUGGAUUGUCGAUGUUGGCUCCGACUUCCCUCCGGAGGUUCUCAGCGUUAUUAAGUUGUGGAGUACCAGCUGCGUAAUAAGAGAAGACCCGAGCCGAUUGACCACCAGAGCCUGGAAUGGGUACGGCGCAAACGAAAAACGGGACUUCAAGUACCUGACCCCAAAGCUGCGGUUGGAACCGGAAAUGCUGUCUGAAUCUCAGGUAUUCUCAAAGACCUUCCACAUGGUCUGCUCCUCUUCGCGUUGCAUCUCAAUUGUGCAGACUGUCUUGCGCCGACGGGAGGAGCUACGACGAACAGGUAAAGCUCCCCCUUUCGAGCACGCUACGAGAAGACCCAUCUUUGUUUGGGAGCCCGUCCCGGAUCUAUGUACGCCCGAAGAGCAGGAGAGAUUUCUCGCUGCAAACCGAGUAGUAGAUGUGGUGAGCCCCAACGAACUGGAACUUGGGAUGAUGUUCGGCCAGCCUGGUUGGAGCGAAGAGGCCAACUAUGGAAAGGACAUCGUCAGGAAGAUCCUUGAAUCAGGCAUCGGGCCUGAUGGGAACGGGCAUUUGGUUAUCCGCGCGGGCAAAGACGGCAGCUACUCUUACUCUAGAACACAGAGAAUCUGGCUGCCCGCUUAUCAUCAGCCCAGCCCUUCAGGGGCGUCGGCGGUGGUCGACCCCACUGGUGCAGGCAAUUCUUUCCUGGGGGCUCUAACACAAGGCAUGACCAGUGCAGGAAGGGAACCGGCCAAUCUUGUCGAGUCGGUGCUCGCAGAUUCUACGGCAUGGCAGCAAGCAGUUAAGACUGAUGCACGGUAUAACCAUGUCUUGACGGCCUUGAUUUUCGCUACUGUUGCGGCGAGUUUCGUGGUGGAGCAGAUCGGAGUGCCUCGCAUGUCUACAGAUAGCGAUGGGAGGGAGCUCUGGAACGAAACUGAGUUCACGGAACGGGUCCGUCUGUACACACAGCGCCUGUAUCGAACAUUGGAAGAGUCUCCCCAGAAGCACUUUCAGAUCAACUGACCGUUUGAAGAACGCCCUUCUAUUGUCGUACAGCCCACAAUCUUAUGAAACAAAAACCUGUCAUGCCAUAGAAAACCACCACAGUUGUCCAUUUUCCCCGGACUACCUCUGCAUUCCGUUGCCGAUCUAUGACUCGUUCUUAGCGGCCUGCU
Molecule: messenger RNA, 1425 nt
Organism: Aspergillus ibericus CBS 121593
Lineage: Eukaryota; Fungi; Ascomycota; Eurotiomycetes; Eurotiales; Aspergillaceae
Product: pfkB family carbohydrate kinase
Exons: 3
Coding region: 74-1273 (399 amino acids)
Source: RefSeq, a predicted model, not a curated record